AGCUAACAGACAGUACGUCCUACCUAAUUUACAAAAUAUUUGCUAAACAUUAACAAGAAACUAUUAGACAUUGUUUUAUUAUAAAUCAAAUAAAUCAAACUUUUAAAAAAUGUGGUCAUGACGUCAUGUUACCCACUAACAAAGCUAAGCUAGCUAGCCAAACGGUAUGUACUAGGCAACUAGCAACACAGCAUAAACAUCUGAUCGUAAUCCUUGAUAUUGUUUCAUGGUGAGCAUCUUUAAAAGCAGACGCCAGGACCAAAGCAUGGAUACGUUACGCACAGAAGCACGUGUAGCUUUAGAUAAAUGCUACAUCUGUCUGAGCCAGUUUGACCGACAGCCUGUGGCCUCUGUGGAGAACUGCCAGCAUGUCUUCUGUCUGGACUGUAUCCUUCAGUGGUGCCAGAUGUCCAACACGUGCCCGGUGGACCGACGCACCUUCUCCUUCAUCCACCAGAGACAGCAUCCUUCAGGGGCCAUUAAGAAAAAGAUCAAGGUGAAGUUGCCAAAGAAGGAUGACGAUGAAGAGGAGGCAGCUGAGGCUGUUAUUUGUGAGGAAUGUGGACGAAGCGACCGCAGGCACCGGCUUCUAAUGUGCACAGGCUGUGAUUCAGGGUAUCAUAUGGACUGUUUGACACCAUCAUUAAACACACGUCCCGAAGGUGACUGGAUUUGUCUUGAUUGUGUGAGCCAUCAUUGUACAGAUAGCUCCAAAGUGGAGGAGGAUGUCAGUGAAGGAGAACUAAUGGACAUUCUAGCUGAAACUGAAUCCACGUCUACCAGCAGUCGCCUUCGACCCUCCACCGUAAAUGAUCCCAGCAGCUCCACAGAACGGCGACGUAGCGCAAGGACUCGCUGCAGAAUCAGCAACCAGCUUAACCAUCACGCUCAAACUGCCAGGCAUGUGCCCAAGUACCUGCUGCGACCCUCAAGCCCUGCGUCUGCUACAGACAAGAGGCACCAUCAUUCCAGCAACAUGAAGGGACAGGAGCGAAGAAGGAAUAAACUGCUGAAGCCAGACAGCUGAAAGAGUGCUACAGCAGCUGAGGCUGCUUUAACACACAGUGACCACAAGGUGGCAGCAUUGUGCUAACAACUGGACAAUAAGGUUCACAGGAAACCUACUGAUGCGGAACCUUGAGACCAACAACCACUACGUGUCUAUGUUCUUGGUAGCCAGGCAUCUGCUGCUUCCCUGAUCCUGGUCCUGCUCCACAUCAUGUUUACACUUUGUGGUGAUUUAGUUCUUUUGAGGAUUUGGAUAUUUGAUACCAGUCACUGACGAACUGAAACGGGCUUCUUGAAAAAUACUUUUGUUAAUCCUUGAUCCAGCUCAUACACUCAUUUGCUUUUAAUGGAAUCCAGUCCAGUGUUCCACACAGAGACAACAGACCCUUUUAAUAAGAGCCCUGUGUAUUCGGUUGGCUUCAGUAGUGCUGUAGUAUGUUCAAUUCAUAAAUACAACAUCUGUGGUUGAAGAAUGUGAAAGACUUAAGUGUCUGACUACUCUACCUUGUCUGUGGGACUCAUGAACCCAAUCAGGUUUUGAAUCCACAUAUUGCUGCAAAUACAAGCAAACGUUUACGAGCUGAGCUUGGACAAUUGUUAAUCGUGUGAAAUGUACAGUAAAUGAGAAUGAUGCGGUUCACAUCCAGUAUGUUUAGAUUCACCAGUGGAACGAGGUCUAUAAGCAACGCUAAGACUAAGCGUUUGAAGCUAAGCUGCGUUAACGGCACAGCGAGAGCGAAAUUACUCGAUAACAGACCCGAGUGCUGAAACACAAUAUGCAUCCAUAAUGCGGAACGCUCAUGCAGCAUCUGCACGUGCCUCGUUGGUGGCGGCUUGUACGGCUUUACACCUGCAGUCAGGAGAGAUAACAUGACAAGCUACGUGCUCAACUCAGUCUAGCAGCCCCAACGAGGGGAGCGAAAGUAGGUCAGCAUCCCAGAGACCCACACACGUCUCCCAGUGAUUCCACGCUGCAGCAGCGCUUGCGUCAGCCACGUGAGGGGCCGUGAUGGAAUCCAAAACAGAGCCGGCAGCUCCCUGCCUGUGUGUCUCGCUGCAAAAAGGCAUCCCUGUCGCACGACGUUAGAAGCAAGAGCAGCGUAACGCGGCUCAUGUGGACGCGAUGGCUGGUCUGUCUGACAGAAUCAGCGUUAUUUAAAUGCAGGGCUGAUUCUAGUGGAAGGCCUUCCUAGUCUGCAGACGAGCCAAAUCUCAGCUGACGGUUGGACACACAGACGACCCCUCACUCGCACAUUCACACCUACGGAGAAUUAAGACUCCUCAGUCAAUUGCAAUUGCUGUCAUUACAAUACAUUCAAAUCAAUCCAAGCUCACCUGUUUGCUAGCAUGCUUUUCAAAGUAAUCAUAUUUAUCCCCCUAAAGUGGAAUCAAGAGGGCAGUUUAAAGCUAAUACAUACUGUAAUAACAAUAGACAUCCACUACAGUAACACAACCCAGAGCAGAGCAGCGUGCACUUUGCCAACUUUGCUCUUAACUUUUUUCAGCAGUGUGCACUUUCAAGUUCAGGCGACUGCUGAAUCAGCAGCUUGUGCUUUGGUUUCAAAUCAUUAAAAGGAACUGGGGGUGAAACAAAGGCAAAGGAAAGGUGGGGGCAGUGCGAAGCGCGAGAGCACUGCUGGUGCGGUGGAGCACCUGCUUUGCAGAUGGAGAUGCAGAUAUUGGGUUUGCCGUGCUUGUUGUCGUGGGUCUCAUCUGCACGUUUGCCUGCUGGGGACAGAUGCAAACAUGCAAAAGCAGCACACAGAAGAACAGAUCUGGAAUGUAAAGACCCCUCAAUGCACCGGCCUGCUCACUAAUGCACGGUCAGUUUAAAAUCCUGACCUGAUGAUGGUGCUAAAGCCAAAUGUGAGGAGGCCAGCAGCUUUAACACUCCAUCCACAUACAGCAGGGGCACGAAUGUGUUUAAGAAGUUUCAUGACUAUCCGAUUAAUAAAAAUGUUAAUGUAAUGGUGA
Betta splendens (Siamese fighting fish) is the source of this 2982-nucleotide messenger RNA. Its product is annotated as PHD and RING finger domain-containing protein 1-like. The record is from RefSeq and is a predicted model, not a curated record. The coding region runs from base 227 to 1027 and encodes 266 amino acids. Lineage: Eukaryota; Metazoa; Chordata; Actinopteri; Anabantiformes; Osphronemidae. The transcript has 8 exons.